UAUCUGUAACACUGGGUCUUAGACAGGGUGAUAGUGUUAACACAGAGGGCUCUAGGUCUUAGACAGGGUGAUAGUGUUAACACAGAGGGCUCUAGGUCUUAGACAGGGUGAUAGUGUUAACACAGAGGGCUCUGGGUCUUAGACAGGGUGGUAGUGUUAACACAGAGGGCUCUGGGUCUUAGACAGGGUGAUAGUGUUAACACAGAGGGCUCUAGGUCUUAGACAGGGUGAUAGUGUUAACACAGAGGGCUCUGGGUCUUAGACAGGGUGAUAGUGUUAACACAGAGGGCUCUAGGUCUUAGACAGGGUGAUAGUGUUAACACAGAGGGCUCUAGGUCUUAGACAGGGUGAUAGUGUUAACACAGAGGGCUCUGGAUCUUAGACAGAGGGAUAGUAAACCACUGAGGGGUUGGUUGAGAGGGCCUUACACUGGCAUAGUGCAGACGGAGACCAAAGAGAGAGUGACCAGCAAGACACUUUCACAACGCAUAAAACCCUGUCUCACAAAGCUUGUUGACAUGGGAAACUACUCUGACUGCAGAUCGAUAACUGCUGUAUUGAAUUCAGAACAGAUGCAAUGCAACAAUAUCAACUGAACCAUAACCUGCACAUCCAAGUUAUACAGUACUGAUUCAGCUAGCGACAGUAGAGGCUGGACCAUUCAACUGCUCUACCUGGGUCAAUAGUAGCCAUGGUGAUCCAACCCUUGACAACCACUAUUUCAGUAGUGGAUUAAUGGGUCAGCAGCUUCUAAUUAUCUGACACACUGUUGUAAUCUGCAUCCGCGCUAACCUCAACCUGUCAACAAAUACACAGCAUCAAGCAUAGCCCAAUGGGAAAGCACGUCACCUGAGAAUGAUUGAUUGAUUGAACUUUAUUAGUCAUGUAAAAUCCUGUAACACAAUGUCAAACCAAAAAUAUAUAACAUACCAUGCACCAGACCAAGAAGUGGGUUUGACUUAGCUGGCCUGGUACAAUGGAACCAACAGAAUAGUCCCUAAAGUGCAAACGGUGCACACCUCAUGUAUUUGAAAGUAUUUUACCAACUGUAUGUAUUUGCCCCAGGUCUGCCAUGUACAGCUUGUCCCCUGACCCAGAGUGUUGUGUGUCUCCCCUUUCCAGGCUAAGAUCUACUUCUCGUUCCCUGGAGAACUGCUGAUGAGGAUGUUGAAGAUGCUGAUCCUGCCUCUCAUCACGUCCAGUCUGAUGUCGGGGCUGUCAGCCAUGGACACUAAGGCCAGUGGGCGGCUGGGGGUGCUAACCAUCACUUACUACCUGUGGACCACCUUCAUCGCUGUCAUCGUCGGCAUCAUCCUGGUGCUGGUCAUCCACCCUGGUACGGGCACAGAGAAGGACGGGCACAGAGCAGGGUCAGGGCCCGUUAUGACUUCUGCUGACGCUCUGCUGGACCUCAUCAGGAACAUGAUUCCCUCCAAUCUGAUAGAAGCAACGUUUCAACAGUACCGUACAGACCUGGUGCCCAUAGUGGCCUCCAGUUUGGUGGAGUCCCAGGCCAACUACGUCUACGUGAUGCCCGACCACAACAACCCUCAGCUGGGCCACCCGGUCUUCCUGGAGAUCACCCCAGCUCCAGACAUCAAGUACAAGAUUGUCCCUGGCCACAGCUCUGGCAUGAACGUACUGGGGAUUGUCAUCUUCUCUGCUACUAUGGGCCUGCUCCUGGGGAAGAUGGGCGAGAGAGGCGCUCCAUUGGUCAAUGUGUGUCAAUGUGUCAACGAGUGUGUUAUGAAGAUCAUCAAUGCUGCCAUGUGGUAUUUCCCUUUCGGCAUUGUGUUCCUGGUAGCAGGGAAGAUCCUGGACAUGCAUGACCCCGCCCACCUGGGAGAGAAGCUGGGGAUGUACUUCAUCACAGUGUUAGCCGGCCUGUUUGUCCACGGACUCAUCCUGCUGCCGCUCUUCUACUUUAUAAUCACACGCAAAAACCCCUUCACCUACAUCAGAGGCCUGCUACAGGCUCUGGUCAUCGCCCUGGCAACCUCCUCCAGUUCUGCCACCCUGCCCAUCACCAUGAAGUGUCUGUUGGAGAACUGUGGAGUGGACAGACAGAUCGCCAGGUUUGUCCUUCCAGUGGGAGCCACCAUCAACAUGGACGGGACAGCCCUCUACGAGGCCGUGGCAGCCAUUUUUAUUGCUCAGGUCAACGAGUACGAACUGGACUUUGGUCAGCUGGUCACCAUCAGUAUCACAGCAACAGCGGCCAGUAUCGGGGCUGCUGGGAUUCCGCAGGCGGGCCUGGUUACCAUGGUGAUCGUCUUGACCUCUGUGGGGCUGCCGCCCGCUGACAUCACACUGAUCGUGGCCAUCGACUGGGUCCUGGAUCGUUUCAGGACCAUGAUCAAUGUGUUGGGAGACGCUCUGGCUGCAGGCAUCAUGUGUCACCUCUGUAAGAAGGACUUUGAGAGGAGGGAGUCAAACGCUAACUCUGCCCGGAGGGACACAGUGAUCUCCUUCGGUGGCCAGAGUGUCCAGAGUUGUGCCCUGUCCGAGGCUCCUCUCAUGGACUAUGCCCAUCGCUGUGACUAUGUCUACGAGGUGGAAGGUGACUGUGUCACAGAGAGAUCUGGCCCCACUUACAACCUGUGUCAAGUUUAGGAGAAACCUGUUCCCUGUUACAACCUGUGACCUGUGUUACAAAGAAACCGGUCCCCGGCUGCAACCCGUAUCACAGAGAAACCGGUCCCCUUCUACAUGCUGUCACAAACAAACCCGUCCCCCGCUACAAACUGUUUGGUCUGAGACACUUUCACUGGACAGACAGCAGGGGGCACUGCCCGCCUUCAACAGAGACCUUUCUAUUUACAUGAAUAUACAUAGAGUUGUCCUGAUAUCAAUGGCUUUGGACUGGGGAAUUACAAUGGGACUGGGAAACAACCCUGCACUGAAACAGAGUUUGCACUUUUCUGAUGUGCAUUUAUCAGGAGUUGACUAUAACGUCUUCAUAAUGUUCUCUGAUGAAUCAGUUGGUUGAUGAUGUGCUCACACCACUAAUUGUUGUGCGGUUGAUUCCUGCACAUGCAGUAAGUCGCUUUGGUAAAUGUUCAACGUUUUACUGUCUGAUGAUCACACCUGUGCCAUGAUGAGGAAGCAGGUUUUCCUCAUCGUUUUGUGACUGGCUAUCUAGGCUACUGUAACCUACCAGUGACAGGGACUUACUUAUACAGUAGGUCCACUAGGGUGCAUGUUAUGUCCGAGUCAGUUUUCCUUCUUUAGCUCAAUGCAGAUUCCGCUCAGGACACCAUUUUGGUGCCACAAUGUACUGCAGCACAGAGCACUUUUUAGGCAACCAGGUGGCAUUAUGGACACCAUUUUGGUUCAAUGUGCUGCUGACUGUGAAGAUAGAUGACAAGCACUUUCAGAGUUUUUUGAAACCUUGUUUGGUAUCAGAAUGGUUAUAGAUACUUGCAUGAAGAUGCGAUAUUUAGGGCUGCUGGUUUUCUGUUCUACCUGAUCAUUAAUUACAUCCAUCUGGUGUCCCGGGUCUAAAUCAGGCCCUGAUUAGAGGGGAACAAUUAAAACAUGCAGUGGAACUGACUUGUGAGGUCCAGAGUUGAGUUUGAGGGUUCUAGAGAUAUAACAGUAGUUUAAAACAAAUGUGAGUGUGACUACUGAUUAUUUAGAAAUAUAUAUUUUUUUAAUGGUUUAAACUUAAAUGUUUUAUUUGCACAUUUUUCAUUUUUAUUUUGCAGUUAGGUUUUGGAGUUGCCUUAAAAUGUUCUUAAUAACUGGUCACCGUUGCGGAGAAUGUUGCAACCACGAAAGUGCUGAAAUUGACAGAACUUAAUACUGAAAAUGUGUUUAAAUAUAGUCAGUGACUAGGAGUGAAUCCUCUCAUCGUUACCUCUGUUAACCUAUUUAUAACAAAUACAGAAAGGUUAACUGAUA
Molecule: messenger RNA, 3903 nt
Organism: Oncorhynchus gorbuscha (pink salmon)
Lineage: Eukaryota; Metazoa; Chordata; Actinopteri; Salmoniformes; Salmonidae
Product: excitatory amino acid transporter 5-like
Exons: 9
Coding region: 1159-2613 (484 amino acids)
Biological process (GO): L-glutamate transmembrane transport
Cellular component (GO): plasma membrane
Molecular function (GO): neutral L-amino acid transmembrane transporter activity; glutamate:sodium symporter activity; L-glutamate transmembrane transporter activity
Source: RefSeq, a predicted model, not a curated record